CAUUUCGGAGUGAAUCAGCUAUGAUUUCUUUGGACCGAAAUUCUGUGUCAUUCCAAAGUUUCAAAGAAGAGUUUAUACGGAAGUUCAACAUCAAUAUUGCUGAUGGUUCGAAUUUACGAUUCAAGUUGACUGAUCAUAAAGGCACCCCAAUUCCAAUAUCUGAUUUUGUUGGUAUCGUGAAAACCUUUCACAAAAGUGAUUUCAGCUUGGUCGUGGAAUAUGAAUCAACAACACAAAGUCGAGAUGUCAAAAUCAUCACUCCACUGAUGCUCGAGAGCUACUUUUGGGCAAAAAAUGCCGAAAAAUUGCUUGUAAAAGAUUCAAAAUUGUCUUUCAAUCAAAGAACAAGUAUCGUGAACACAAUAGUGGAUUAUAUGAUUGAAACGUUUGGUGUUGAAGUGUCUUCCGUUCAAAAGAUAUUAGUUGCAGCAGCAACCAUUGUUCUGUUUCCUGGUUUGAAGUUUGCUCUCGGUGAUGGAACUGAGUUGCUACUUGGUGAAUUUGGAUGGUUUACCAAACGCCUAAAUUAUGUGCGAACUUGCCGAAAAAAUAUUCAAGCUCAAUCACGUACCGUGAAUGAUGAUUUGAACGACAUCCAAGAUUCAAUGCAAAAUAUUAUGGUUGACCCACAGCGUGAUUACGAGUCAUUGAGAAUGGAACCAAUUGAUUUGAAUAAUCGGGACAUGUUGAUACGAAAAUUGAAUUCGACAAGAGAAUUGCGCAAAGUGCUGUUGAACGCUAGAGAAACCGACUUGCGUGAACAAUUUCCAUUCUUUCUCGUGAAACCUCAAAUGCUACUAUGGGACUACGAGGAACAUUUCAAGGAAGACGCACACGAUACGUUUUUGAAGGAUUGGCCCAAAUAUGGAUGUGCUCUGCGAUCAUAUUGCAAUUCAGUGUAUGAAACAGAAAAACACACACAAUGGCCCGCACAAAUUGAAAGCAUUUUACUCCUGUUGAAAGUGCUUCCACCGCCUAAACCCAGGGGCAGAGGAAAAGUGAAACCAUAUUUGCAACUACUGGACAAAAUGAUCGUGUUUGAUGUGGCGGGAACAGCACCAGCAGCAAUGCUAAGAAAAGAUAAUGACCAUCCUUAUAUUAUUGCUUACGGCUUGUCAAUGGAAGAAAUUUUGACAUAUUAUGUUGAAAUCGAAAAGCACUUGUUUCCG
Molecule: messenger RNA, 1169 nt
Organism: Sitodiplosis mosellana (orange wheat blossom midge)
Lineage: Eukaryota; Metazoa; Arthropoda; Insecta; Diptera; Cecidomyiidae
Exons: 5
Source: RefSeq, a predicted model, not a curated record